Messenger RNA from Pelobates cultripes (western spadefoot toad), 2971 nucleotides. Lineage: Eukaryota; Metazoa; Chordata; Amphibia; Anura; Pelobatidae. The record is from the annotation of a GenBank genome assembly.
AGCUGGUCGCCAUAGAGACUGAGCUACUGGCAGGUCUGCCUUCACAGGCUACAGGCCUCGACCAACUGAACCUUGGAACUCAGGUUAUACCCGCCCAUAUCACAGAUAACUGUUCACCAAUAGAGGAUCGAUCAGAGGACAUGGGUCUGCUUCUCUCCGGGAUCGCUCAGCUCAAGGUAAUGCACCUACCUUAUUCUCUAGUACAUAUUGCAGGCCAUCUAACCUGUUUUUUCCCACAGUGGUCUCUUUUCACUCAGGAUCCUUGGAUCCUUCAGACUGGUUUAGGUUUUCUCAUAGAUCUCACCACCGACCCUAUACAGGAAUUUCCUCCCCCUCUCUACGGAUGUCCCAAUCGGACACUGCCGUACUUCAUGCAGAACUCUGCAAGCUCAGAGACAAGGGUGCAAUCAAACCCUCAUCCCCUUCCAGGUUUGCCAGCAACAUCUUCCUAGUUUGGAAGAAGUCAAACGACUUUCGCCCCAUCAUCAACUUGAGAAGUUUGAAUCAGUUCAUUGUGUAUCAGCAUUUCAAAAUCGAGGGCAUACACCUGCUCCGGUACCUGCUUUGCAAAGGAGAUUGGUUCUCCCAUUUCGAUCUCAGGGAUGCCUACCUUACAGUGCUGGUAGCGCCCUGUCACCAUCCUUUCCUCUAGUUCAUAUGGCACUAAGAGCUUUUGCAGUUCACUUGCCUCCCUUAUGGUCUCUUGUCCACUCCUUGGUGUUUCACCAAAUUAAUGAAACCAGUUAUGGCUUCUCUGGUCCCAAGGCAUCAGGUCCAUCGUCUACUUAGACGACAUAUUAAUCAUGGCGCAGGACCCCCAUACUCUUCGGAAACAUACAGAUCUCACCAAAUCUCUCCUACAAAAUCUCAGGUUUGUAAUCAAUUUAAAAAAAUCCUCACUAAUACUAUCGCAGUCCAUCCUUUUCCUAGGAUUUCAGAUCGACUCCGUUCUGUCGAUCCUUCAACUCCCGAUGUCAAAGAUAAAAGCCAUCAAGAAGGACAUUCGAAGGCUAUUGUACUCCCAUCAUAUACUCCUUCACGAUUUUGUGCGAAUAAUAGGACUCCUGUCCUCGUCCAUUCAGGCUAUUUUCCCCGGCCCCUUACUUUACAGGGCGAUGCAACACCUCAAGACGAGGUAUCUUUGCAUAUCCCAGUCUUACGACCAACCGGUUUUCCUUACAGACGAGGUCCGUCUGGAGUUAGAUUGGUGGCUCCAAAACAUGGAAGCCUGGAAUGAGAGAGCUAUAUUUGGGUGCCAACCUGAUUUUUGUCCGAUGCCAGCCUCCUAGGUUGGGGAGCCACCUGAUCCGGCCUUUCUACUGGGAGUCUCUGGACCCAGUCAGAACACUAGAUGCAUAUCAAUUGCCAAGAGCUGAUAGCGGGCGCCUUUGCGAUUUGCAGUUUUGCCAAUGAUGCUUACAAUUGCUCUUUGAUUCUCAGAAUGGACAAUGUUUCUGCUGUCCGUUAUGUCAAUCGUCUUGGAGGCUCCCGUUCAAAGCUCCUGUCGGACCUUAGGAAGGAACUCUACCAGUUUUGUCUAGGGAGGAAUCUCUCUUUUCGAGCGAAAUAUCCACCCGGGUCGGACAACCUCGUGGCGGACUGGUUUUCCUGUACCUGGGAGGACGCCAGCGAUUGGUACCUAGACCCGAGUGUCUUCCACCAUCUGCAUCGGCUUCGCGGGCCCAUCACUUUGGAUCUGUUUGCGUCCAGACUGAACUGUCAAACAGACGCUUUCUUCAGUUGGCUUUUGGACCCGAUGUCUCAAGCCGUCGAUGCUUUCCUACAACCUUGGCCGCUGACAGGAGCUUAUGCGUUUCCACCUUUUUCCAUAAUUCCUCGCACUUAAGGUUCUGGGAGUGACGGUCCUGUUAAUAACUCCUCUCUGGAGACCCCAACCUUGGUAUCCCAAUCUCUUAGAAAUGUCCUCGGAUUAACCUCUGCUUCUGCCUCUCGCUCCGGAUCUCCUGCGAGAUCCCUCUGGAGCUUUCCAUCUUCUCGCUGCCCAGGGAUAUCUUCAGCUGGCGGCCUGGACUGUUUCAGGGGAUCCUGGUAUGUUUCGGGCCUUUCGGACUCUGCUCGAAGUUUCCUCUGGGAUUCAUGGGCUCCAGGAAUCCGCAGAUCUUACCUUUCGGCAUGGAAAUCCUGGGUUCGCUGGUGUUUGGAAAGGGAUAUUAAUCCAUUUUCAAUGACUCUGGUGAAUAUCAUGAAUUUCCUGUCUUCUCUUUUUGACAGUGGCAAGUCUUACCGUACGAUAAACGUUUUUCGCUCUGCUAUUUCAGCGGCUCAUUGUCCGAUUGAUACGGUUCCUGUCAGACAACACUCAUCCGUUUGCAGGCUCCUACGGUGUAUCCGCCUCUCCAUCCCCUCGUUAUACCCAUUUUUGGGAUGUUGCACAGGUCUUAUCCUUCCUGGAAGCUUGAUCUUCAAGCUAUUGCAUUUACUCCAGAGGGAGUACAUUUCUCUAUUGUUCGACACACUAAGGUCUCCUCUUCCUCCGUUUUUUCUCCAUAUUUUCCUGAAAGGCCAUCUCUGUGUGUUGCCAGCUGUUUGCAAUGGUAUUUCACCUUUACCACUCCCCUUUGGGCCCCAUUGGGACCUCUUUUUGUGUCCUAUGUUUGGCCUCACCAUCCAGUGUCCUUCCCCAUGAUUGCUCGGUGGAUCCGGUGGCUCCUCUGCCUUGCAGGUGUUGAGACCUCCUUUGGCACACAUUUGGUGCGGGCACAGCUGCGUCCUCUGCCUUUGUCACAGGGAGUUCCCUUUCGGACAUUUUAAACUCUGCGGAUUGGUCAAAGUGCUAGGAAUUUGUAUGUUGCCAAGCUGCCAGUCACACCAUACCUUCACGAAUUUCCUCUCUUUCUAGUGUGAAUCUGUCUUCGUUAUCUUCAUGACAUCCUUGUUGGUGGAUCUGCUGGUCCGACUACGUUUCGUUUACAUGGUUGACUAUGUUUUUUUGAAGAUUGUUCGUUUCUAG